GGGGAGUGUGAAUUUUAAGGGGCAGUUAUGGUGAGGAAACAUGGAUGGCAACUACCUGCUCACACCUUUCAGAUUGUGGAAGGACUAAAAUGAUGUUGGACCCACAAACGGUUCCCAAACUCAUCUCACUUAUUGCAGCUCCUUUAAACCUGCAAAGAGGUCUCUCUCCAUAUGUCACCUUGAUGAAAGGGGCCAUCUCUGAUUUAGGCAUACUUCGAUUUAAUGGAUUAGGAAACUUGAGGGGAGGAAGCUUUAUCCUACACCUGGAGCAUGAUUGUUGGGGUAUCUCCAUUUUGGAGAGUUGGAUCUAUCUUGAGGUUCUUUAGAAGGUUUCCUUGCCUUCCUACGGUAGCUUAUUGUGAACAUUACCUCUGAGCCUAAUCUGGAAGGAUGAAAAUGAGGUUCAAUCCAUGUUUGAUUCUCAAACUAGUCCCACUUUCUUCCAGUUUCUUUCAACUUGGACCACGUUUUCCUCAAAGGAGUCUUGUGCACUUCAAUAGUUUUAUCCAAGCACCCUGAUGGCAGGGGAAGAAGAAGACAAACCAAGGCACAUGCUAAGUACGCCAAGGGUCAGUAUUCAAGAGGUCUAGAGGUCGAUAUGUAUCUCAGUUUUAAAAUAGGUGACUGUUUGAGGGAGGCUUCAUGAGCAUAUAAGAUUCAUCCUUUGGGGCUAGUCAGCUAUUUGUCUUAUCUUGAUCCAUGGGUUCAAAUGGUUGUCGCAAUUACUGUGUUCUGCUUGUUAGUGGUUGCAUUUUAUGCUUUCUUCGCUCCUUUCCUUGGAGGGCGCAUCUGGGAAUAUGCUUUGGUUGCAACUUACUCGCUAGUGGCACUCCUUGUUUUUAUUCUUUAUGUUCGGUGUACUGCAAUUAACCCUUCUGAUCCUGGCAUCAUGUCCAAAUUUAAUGGUGGAACUAACAAAUUUGAUAUAGACCAUGGGUUAUCAGUGAAGGAUUUACCCAGAAAAUCUGAUGAAUUUGGCAGUGGGCUGCAUUCAUGCCCAUCAACAGUUUCAAGAAGUUCCAUAGGAGCACCAAACUCAAGCAAGAAAGGUUCGGUGGGAGAUAAUGGAGCGCUAAAUGCUCCAGCACAAUCUGCAACCAGGAAAUCUUGUUUUAUUGGAGGAAUCUUUUGUGCCUUAUUUGUUCAUGAAGAUUGUCGCAAGCAGGAAGGGGCCGCUGAGCAAGGCAGUGAAGAUGCUUUGUUCUGCACAUUGUGCAAUGCUGAGGUGCGCAAGUUUAGUAAACAUUGUAGAAGUUGUGAUAAAUGUGUAGAUGGUUUUGAUCAUCACUGCCGGUGGCUAAACAAUUGUGUAGGACACAAAAAUUAUGUCACAUUCACCUCUCUCAUGGCCAUCACUUUUGUUUGGCUAGUUAUGGAAGCUGGUGUUGGUAUUGCUGUCCUAGUUCGUUGCUUUGUUAACAAGGAGGGCAUGGAAACUGAGAUUAUUGAUAGGCUUGGAAAUGGUUUUUCUCGCGCUCCAUUUGCAACAGUUGUGGCUGUAUGUACUGCAGUUUCUAUCCUGGCUUGCAUACCUCUGGGUGAACUUUUCUUCUUCCACAUGAUACUUAUCAGAAAGGGUAUUACAACCUAUGAGUAUGUUGUGGCAAUGAGAGCAAUGAGUGAAGCACCUGCUGGAGCAUCAGUGGAUGAGGAACUGCUGAAUGUGAUGUAUUCUCCAACUGGAUCAGCUACAACUGGCAUGAGUGGUGGAAGUUCUCUUGGCCUGCAGUACAAAGGGGCAUGGUGUACUCCUCCUAGAGUUUUUGUGGAUUAUCAGGAUGAAGUUGUGCCUCAUUUGGAGCCUGGAAUGGUCCCAUCUACUGUCGACCCAGAUGCAGCUGGUUUUGCAGACAGAGGGAACAAGGGACCCAAAAGAGCUGUUCGUAUUAGUGCGUGGAAGCUUGCAAAGUUAGAUUCUAAUGAUGCCAUGAGAGCAGCGGCCAGAGCAAGAGCAUCUUCCUCUGUUCUACAGCCUGUUGAGAACCGUCAUUUACCAGAUCCUGAACUUAGUUCCAGUGGCAACAUGAGCUUUAGAAGUAGUGUUAGGACAGAUGCAGGUGCAAGUAAAGAGAUAAAAAAAGACCAGAGGUUAUCACCCGUAGGAAACUCUUUUGCUCCAAGUCAAGGUAGCCAUGAUGAGUAUGAAACAGGAACUCAAAGUGUAAGUAGCUUCAGCAGUCCAAGCCACAUUCAUGAGUCAGUCACACUUAGCCCACUACCUCAAAUUCAAGGUGCUCGUUUUAAUACAGCUGCCUCAGUUCCUGGCAUUCCUGAUCGUACCUUUAUGUCUAAGACAUCUUUUCCUGCUAUCAGCAAUCCCAUCACACUUGCCCCACCAGGAUCUGAUGAAAAGGUAAUGCAUAAGGGUGGCACCAGUGAUCCAUUGUUGCUUUCAGCUCCUGCUUCUUCCCUUCUUAGAGAUGUCAAAAGGACAUCUGUUGUCUGGGAUCAAGAAGCUGGGAGAUAUGUAUCAAUCCCCGUUUCUGCAACAGAAGCUCGGAAUAGAUCAUCCAUGCAAAUAGGUUUGCCAAAUUCUAGUGGAGAAUCUAGCACACAGUGUAGAAGGGUGGUUUUUCCCCCGCAGGAGUUUUCUUUGGCAGCAAAGGCUCCAGUGCAACAGGCGGAGAAGCUAUUGUAUACAGGAGACUCUAUUUUCUUUGGUGGCCCACUUUUGAGUGUUCCAGUUAGAGAUAGUUCGAGAAAUGACAGGGGUUUGGGUUCAAGUGAGGUUCAAGAAAGAGUGGGUCUGAACUUGCCUCGAGAGUCUAGAUUCAAAAGGGAUUCUGUCUCAAACCAACUUCCCGUGUUUGUCCCUGGAGGUUUUGAAAACAUCUCUGCACCUUCUGGUUCAAGGGUAACGGAAAUUGAAGAAACCUUUCGAUGAGCUCCUGGGCAUUGGAACUAGGCAAUUUUGGGCUGAUGCAAACUUGAUUAUUUUGCAUGGGUUUAAGUGGUCUCUUCUCAAAUGAAAUUAUAUGAUUUAAACACUUCGGCUUGUGGUGAAAUUUGUAAAGUGAGGUGAUGUCAAGAGGUGAGUGUCUCUCUCUCUCUCUCUCUCUGUUGAAACUAGGUAAAAGCUUUUCUAAAUUCCAGUUACAUUUUAGCUUUUUUUUUUUUUUCACCAAGCUUUAUUGAUGCCUCAUAAUUUAUUUGCCAAACUUUAAUUUACUCGGUUUAUGUUGCCUACAAGGAGUUGUUAGUUUGUAUACUAAGUUGAGCACCUUGGUUUAGGGUACUACAAUUUGAUUCUGAGUAUGCCAAGCACAAUAUAAUUAAUUACUGAAAUCUAGUUGGUUCCAACCCUUCCUCUGGAGAGCACUUUAGAUGUAAAGGGUUGUUAUUCUUUGCUUCAAAUAAAGUAGUCAGAAGGAAAAGAAAUCUCAAUAAUUGAUUCUUCUUAUUCGUUAAAAGAAUCAAACCCAGAUUAAGUCAUUGAACUUCAUAAGACAUGAGUUUCAUAUGUAUUGCUCCUAAACAAGGAGUUGAGGACCAAUGGGAGGAUUUAGGCUUUCGUGAUUUCCAUGUAAAAAUUCAUCCUGAAUAUUAUGGGACAGCUGUCAUAGCCAUUGAUCAGAGUCUUUUUCAUGCUUAGCAGCGGCGGUCAUGGUUUUGUGGCACGGAAACUAGACUCAUUCAGUGCCAAAUGUUUUUUCCUCUUCACUUUAUCAAAAUAAAUCAGAGAAACGUUGAUGAGUGUUUCAGCUGUUGACUAAGGCCUCGUUUGGAUUGGCAAUUGGCUCAGGUGAGGGGCGGUGGAGUCAUUCGCACUUUAAUUUAUGGUGUUCGGCAAAAUGGUAGAACAAUUUCAACUGCACCACGCAACCAGUUGA
This is a messenger RNA of Durio zibethinus, 3830 nucleotides long. The record is from RefSeq and is a predicted model, not a curated record. Lineage: Eukaryota; Viridiplantae; Streptophyta; Magnoliopsida; Malvales; Malvaceae.